Sitodiplosis mosellana (orange wheat blossom midge) is the source of this 4236-nucleotide messenger RNA. RefSeq names its product adenylyl cyclase X E-like. The record is from RefSeq and is a predicted model, not a curated record. NCBI's taxonomy places the organism in Eukaryota, Metazoa, Arthropoda, Insecta, Diptera, Cecidomyiidae. Gene Ontology annotation, biological process: adenylate cyclase-activating G protein-coupled receptor signaling pathway; intracellular signal transduction; cAMP biosynthetic process. The transcript has 21 exons. Bases 468 to 4055 code for a protein of 1195 amino acids. Gene Ontology annotation, cellular component: plasma membrane. Gene Ontology annotation, molecular function: adenylate cyclase activity.
GCAAUCAGUUACACAUUGUAAGCGAUGUAUAGUCCAGUCAUCCAGUCAGCUAUUUCAACCAAUAUACAUCAAAAAAUUGUAGCAAUCGAAAUGAAAAAGCAAAUCACUCCGAUACGAUAAACUCUUAAACAAUUUCCUAUUCUUCUCGGAGCCCCGUGUUUGUGUUUGCACAUGACAGACACUUGGUACGAACAUAAUCUGGUGUACAGUUUUCUUUCAAUUUUUUUAAAUUUUCAUUCUGUUUUCUCAGUACAACGAGAAAAAAAAGAAAAUUCAUUAGAAUCAAAUCAAUUUUAUAUACUUCAAUGACAGAGUUUAAGUUACAUACGCAUUGUGCAGUGAAUUCAGACUGAAUAAUAACGCACAAGGUAUUAGUGAACCAAAAGUGGAUACUCAUAGAAUGUCGACAGAAUAUUUACUUUGAAUAGAGAAACCAUAUAGGUUGAGGCUGACUGUGAAUACUCAGAAUGGAUAUUGUUGUGCGCCGACAAUCAGAACAAUUAAGCCGAAGACAGUUAAGACAUCUCUCGGAGUCGAUGGACGAUGAUGAUGACAAUGAUAAAGCAAACAAUAAGAAGUUUCGUGAAAUCUACGAUUAUCGCCGAUGGGAAUGGGGCAAUUUACGGACGGAAUGUAAAAACUUGGGCCUAGAAACGUUUUAUCGAACGUACGUGCAACGAUUGCAGCGCAGUUAUUUGUCGGUGUUUUUUGUGAUGCACACCAUAGUUGGUAUGGCUCAUACAAUUGUUUUAGUUGCAACACAGAAAUCAGCGCCAAUUAGUCCGGAAGUGUAUUGUAACUUGGCGAGCAUAAUUGUUGUGUGGGUGUCAUUGAUAUCGUCCUUCAAUGAGCAUUUAAUUAAAAAACAAACUUGGAUACCAAAUUUCGGAUCGGUGGCAACCGUCAUUGGUCUGGUUAUGUUGGAUAUCAUCGUACCAUUGUACCAUUCUGUGAUAACACGUGUGAUACUGCGGCCCAGCUAUGAUGCUUACACCAUUUUUGCAAUUUACAUAUUCUUGCCACUGCCCGAGAAUUUGCACAGCGUCAUUUUGGCAAUGGCAACCACAUUUAGCUAUUUACUGGUGACACAUGUUAUGACUUAUCGUGUAGACGAGCAUGCCGUAAUCAAAACAUUCACCGAUUUGGUGUAUUUGCUCGCUGUCAAUUUCUUUGGAGUGUAUGUACGUUUGCAGAAUGAGGUGGCAAUCCGAAGGGCAUUCCUUGACCGCAGAGAAUGUGUCGAAGGGAAUUUGCUGUUGCGGUAUGCUCGAGAUCAAGAAAAAAAUUUACUGCUAAGCAUUCUGCCAGCGCAUACGGCAUCCGUGCUUGAGAAAGCCAUCCGUGGCAUGAUUGAGAAAAUUCGACAAGAGAAACACGAAUCAACACAGGAAUUAAAUGCCAAGAGCCUCGAUAUUCCGAUACCGAGACGUCAAUGGCGUGGACAACCAAUCAAACUUUAUAUUGAGCACCAUAAAAGCGUCAGCGUACUUUAUGCCGACGUUGUGAAUUACACAUACAUCACGACUCAGCUACCGGUUAAAACGUUGGUCGACGUUUUACACGAACUAUUCGUUAAAUUCGAUCAGGCUUCCGAGGAGUACAAUGUUCUGCGCAUAAAAUUCUUGGGGGAUUGCUACUAUUGUGUGAGUGGUGUUCCAGAACCGAAUCCACAGCAUGCGAGGAGUUGCGUUGACUUGGGGCUACGAAUGAUUCGUGACAUUCGUGAGGUACGCGCCCAACGAAACAAUCUGAAUAUUGAUAUGCGAAUUGGCGUUCAUUCGGGCUCAAUAAUGUCGGGUGUGAUUGGCGCCUGUAAAUGGCAGUAUGACAUUUGGUCGAAGGAUGUGAGCAUUGCAAAUCGAUUGGAAACAACUGGAGUGCCAGGCAAAGUUCACAUCACUCAGCAAACACUUGAAUUAUUAGAAGACCAAUACUUUUUCGAACCGGGCACGGAAAUGGCAAAAAAAGAUCCCGUCCUCAUCCGAAAUAACAUUGAAACAUUUUUGAUAUCACCGCAGUACUAUGGUGGUGAUUUUCACUAUUACAGUCCGGACGAGCUGAACCGAAGGUAUUCGUCUGGCGUAAAACGAAUGAUGAGCCGGUCAACACGCAAUAAUAAGAAACUAUUCAUUGACUGUACGCUGCAUCGAAAUUACAUUGGCAAAAAUUUUAUGCAAAAUUCGAUGGAACAGUAUAUGCAAAUCAUGAAACAAACCAAUACCGAAAUGGCACUGGAGCUGGACCGAAUGCCGAUUGGAAAAUUCCAUUUCAAUCACUUGUUUUCGAGUCGUCGCCGUGAUAGCUGCGAGGAUGCCGAAUACGAGCGUUCGUCAUUCAGCAGUAAGGUCUCGACAAUUCUAUUGCGAUUUCGCAAUAAAAAGUGGGAGAUGUCUUUUUUACAUGAACAAGAUUUAAUGCUCAAGUACAGCACAUUCAUGUGCUUCAUCGUUUUCAUUGGAAUCAUCGUGGCGCAGGCACUGAAUAAUCCUGACGGUUGGAGCUAUUGGAUGUUGAAUGCAGUCGCUUUUUUAGUUUUACUUUUCUUCUUAGCGAUAACUUGGUUUAAAAAAAUCUGGAUAUUGUUAAGGCCAAUAAACGAAGACGAUCCAAACUUGAUUGAAUUGCCAACCAACCCAUUUUUGAGAUACUUAUUCAAUACAUCGAAGAGUGUCAUGAGCAAUGCUGUGGCUAGAAUGCUGAUUUAUUUUGUGUCAGUCUGCGUGCUUACGCUCAGCGCCUUAAUUCAUUUAAUUGGAUGCGAUGUAGCUAACGAAUGUACCGAUGAGGAUAGUGAAGUGGAUGUCGUUGUGCCACCUAAAUAUUCACCGUGCUCAAAUCAAUGGGGCAUCACGCAGAGUUUAAUUAUGGCCAUUUGCACUAACUUUUUGUUUGUUCGCAUCCAUUUUGUCCUGAAAUUGGUUGUUGGCAGCUUAAUUGUCGGCUUUUAUUCAUGGAUAAUUUUUGGUCCAUAUGAUUUUUUGUUUGAGAACGGGCCAUCGAUAAGCGCUUCUCUAGAUGCAAGAGUUGGACACAUCCUCAUUGUUAUCUUCAUUACGGCCUCUUUGCACAUGGUUGACAGACAAACUGAAUACAUUACUCGGGUUGAUUACACAUGGAAACAACAACUUCAGCAGCGUCAAGAGGAAUCAGAAUGUACGAAAGACACCAUUCGAAUAUUAGUGCAAAAUAUUUUGCCAGCGCACGUAGCUGAAAUUUACAUGAACCGUCAAAUGAAGGACGAAUUGUAUUACGAGGAGUAUGAUAAUGUUGCAAUUAUGUUUGCAACCAUCACCAACUAUGACAUCCAGUCUGAUGCGACAGCGGAUAUUGAACGAAAUAUUUUAAGCAUAUUAAACCGGAUUAUUUGUGAUUUCGACGAAAAGCUAUUAUCGAAAACUGGCCCAUUGAAAUUAGAAAAGAUUAAGGUAUCGGGCUGGACGUAUAUGGUGGCAUGCGGAUUGGAUCCAGGCCGUAGUGAUUCAUCCGGAUCAAACAGUGGCUGCAGUUCGCCCAAUCAACGUACGUCAUUACUGUCGAAUGGCCGUAGGAGUUGGAAUACAUUCAAUUUCACUGUACCAAAAAGUCCAAAGAAAAAUCCAAGAUACGAUCCAUCGAAGCGAGAACGAAAACAGAGCGGCAGACAAUCGCAGAAUGUUGUUUACGUAUUAACCGAAUUCGCACUUGAGCUUAUGCGAAUACUUGAGGCAUUUAAUACGGAGAACUUUCAAAGUGAUGGAAAACUGCGAAUUGGAAUCGCUCACGGCAAAGUGAUGGCAGGCGUGGUCGGUUCGAGUAAGCCGCUUUAUGAUGUAUGGGGCAACGCAGUCAAUAUGGCGAGUCGAAUGGAUAGCACGGGUAUUCCGGGUAAAAUACAGCUUACCAAAGAAUCAGCGGAAGAAUUACAAUCGUUCGGCAUUCGCUGUAAAUAUCGUGGUGAAACGUUUAUUAAAGGCCGUGGCAACAUACCGACCUACUUUGCGCUCAUUAAUGAACAACUCGAAUUCGUGAAAGAACCACAACCAGUGGAAUUACAUCACUUCGAUACACAUUUUUAGCAAAUAAGUAGUUCAUCAUGAUUAUUUCUUCGAUGAAGAGCAUUUAUUAGAUUUAUUUUAACUUGCACAAUUGGACGAACGAAAUGAGAACGAGAAGGAGAAAAAAGGAGAGAUGCGUAUUCCUUGUCAAUCUGAUAUAUUGAGAACGGAAGGCAAAGAAGUAAAAAAAAAUAUGUUUUAU